AUGUUCUGCUACAGGUUUACCCAAGGUCUUCACCUUCGUCAGAUUGACCUGAUUCAAGAGGGCAUAACUGGCAGCUCUGCAACUCUGUCAAAAUUUGCGGACAAGCUAAGAAGAGUCUGCAAAUCUGCAAUGAAAAGGAUAAGAAGGAGAGGCAAGCAGGUGGUCGGGAAUAGAGGGGAACUAGUCUUGAUCGAUGAAAGCAAAUUCGGCCAUAAAAGAAAGUAUAACAGAGGACGGGCCAGUAACCGAAGUUCGUGGGUCUUUGGGAUGCUAGGGGUCAAGGGUGAUAGAAGGAGACCCAUACUGAAGAUUGUGCAUCGCCGGUCAGCAGCUCAUCUUGUGCCACUGAUAAAGAAGCACAUUCGGCAGGGAAGCGCAGUCGUUUCAGAUGGAUGGCGUUCAUACCACCACCUUCGGGAUGAAGGCUAUAAUCAUCUGACUGUCAACCAUCAGGAAAACUUUGUGGACCCCAUUACAGGUGCCCAUACACAGAAUCUGGAACGGCUUUGGGGUACUUGCAAGUCAACUGUAUGGCGCUUAAGAGGGAACCGAACAGAACAGAUGUUGAGAGCCCACCUUGAUGUGAUGGAGUGGACCCACUGGCGUGGAAACCAUCAUAGGGAUGGACCACUAGGGAUGCUGUUACAUGACAUAAAGAAAAAAUAUCCUCUGUAAUUUAAAAAAAAAAAAUUCCCACAUUUCUGUGGU
Molecule: messenger RNA, 708 nt
Organism: Engraulis encrasicolus (European anchovy)
Lineage: Eukaryota; Metazoa; Chordata; Actinopteri; Clupeiformes; Engraulidae
Exons: 3
Coding region: 1-675 (224 amino acids)
Source: RefSeq, a predicted model, not a curated record